Messenger RNA from Caenorhabditis briggsae, 2472 nucleotides. The record is from RefSeq and is a predicted model, not a curated record. Bases 1 to 2472 code for a protein of 823 amino acids. The transcript is spliced from 15 exons. Lineage: Eukaryota; Metazoa; Nematoda; Chromadorea; Rhabditida; Rhabditidae.
AUGAUAUUUCGUUGCAUUGUGCACUUGGUAGUUUUCAUCUCGGCAGUUACUUUGUCCCAACAAUCAACACCUCCACCUGAGCAAUGUGAUUUCGACUCACCAGCCAUCAAAUCGAUGAAGCCGUCAUUCGGCGGAAUCGAUGGAUUCUACAACAUUGCCAAGGGCAUUUCAGAUGGAUUGCAGAACACACCGAACUCGAAAACUUAUAAUGAUUUAAAUAAUCUGAUCUUCCGAGGUGGAGCUGUUACCUAUGAUCAGGUCAUCACUGAUAUGGUGGUCAACCAAAUCGGUGCCAUCAUUUUCUGGAGUGUCGGAUUCGUUUUCGUAUUGGCUGCCCUUGUUCUCGGAAUCGCCACGUGUAUUUGGCAAUGCUGCUAUUCAUGUGUUCCCAAAGAAACUUCGAUCCGUUCCGAAAUCACUGGAUACGUUUACGCGUUCCUUCUCUUCACCGUUUUCUCAUUCACUCUCACCGGAUUGAUUCUUUUCAAUGUUGCCGAAUCGAAUCUGAUCGAUUCUGUGGAUGAUGGAAUGGUGUAUACAAAUCAGAUUUAUGGAGAUCUGAACAAUGUGAUUUCUAAUGGAGGUAAUCAGAUCAAUUGUGAAGUAACUGAGACAACAACUCAAACAUUCACAAACAUGAGAACUCUAAUCGGGGGAUAUUCGUCAAAUGUAGUCGAUGGAACACAGAAUGAAGUUGGAGUCACCGCAGUGAAUAAUUUCGACAACGUUGAUUUUGCAAACAAAAACCAGGCUACCGAAGUUGCAGCAAAUGCCCUAAAAGCCAGCCUUGCUAAUGUCCAUUCGAAUGAUCAAACUUGCAUGAGUAACAAGAAAACAUUGGAAGAUCAGUUUCAAACAGUAACCGUUACUCUCCAGAGCCUGACUAAUAUCGCAAAUGAAGUCCGAACUAGUCCGGAUUUGAUCGCAAUCAACACGCAGAUCGAUACAAUUAAGAACCAGAUCCAAGAACAAGCUGACAAUGCAUCGGGAUCAAUCAACACCACGCAAGCUCAAAUCAAUGAUUCGAUGUCUUCCAUAACAAAUAUGUUGGAUAACGUCCAGCAAACCAUUAACAGUGUGAUCAACUCGUUGAAAUCUGCUCAUCGUGACUUGGUUGGGUCAAGUGCAUAUUCGGCUCUGAAAAUCGGUGUCCGCCUUGUUGUCACUAUUCCAGCUUGCAUUGGGUGCUGCUUUUGUAUUCUGGCAUUUGUAGCCGUUGUGGUAUCAUUGAGAAAGCAAGACGGUCUUGCAAUCAAAUUGUCGUCUGCUGUUCUGAGUGCCUUCUACUCGACAAUAACCAUUUCAAUAAUCCUUCUUCUAUUUUCAAGUCUGGCCUUCGUUUUGGGUUGGUUCACGUCUGCCAUGUGUGUCCCAAUCUUUGAAGACGACAACUAUCAGCUCUUCCAUCUGAUGAAUCAGACGAUCGCACCAGUCAAUGGAGUUGGUAGUCCAGAUGUCAUUAAUAUUGGUAAUGUUCUUGAGUCUUGCAACGAUCCAAGCAUGACUCUCUACACUGCUAUCAAUGGUAGUACCGUAAUCUCUGCUGACUCGAUCACUAGUCAACUCAAUUUGGACCAGUAUCGUGAUCAGGCUGACGAUCAGAUCAUGCAGCAACAGAACCUGUCAUUCCCUAUGGAUCCGGCUUGGAAGCAAUUCAUAACUGACUUGAAUACAAACACGCAGGCUGCCAAACAAGCACCAUUGACAUCCUGUGGAGAUAAUGAUGCCGUUGACAAGUACAAUGCUUACAUUCAGACCCUUGACAUCUCGAAUACGAAAUCUGAAGAGUUCUAUAAUAACAUGCAAACAUUGAGUGAUCAGUCUCCUAAAACUGUAUGGGAUUACAAAUCUCCAAACAAAGUUUUCAUGUGUCGUCCACUGGUUGACAUUUACAACAAUGGAGGAUUUGUGAUGUGUGAACAGUUUGGAAAACCGAUUCAAGGAUUGUGGGCUGCUAUAGGAUUGGCUGGACUAUUCUUGUUCUUUUUGUCGAUUUUGCUACUUUUGACUUUCCGUUGGCUGAAGACACAUAGCAAAGAAACUGCUGGAAGUGGAAAAGAUAAUUUGGUUAGUUUGAGAAUAGAUCUUUCAACUUCCUUGUCCAAUUUUCAGUACGGCACAGACGGUACUCGAAAACUCGGUGAUCAGAAAAAGAGCAAGAGUUCAGAAGAAUUUGAUUUUUUUGGCAAGCCUGUAAUAAGCUCCACUUCGAAUACUGGAAGACGGCUUCCUAGAGUUCGGCCUUUCGAUAUGGAUGUUGUAGACCCGUCUGAAUAUGGCUACCAAGAAAGCACGACUGCAUCUCAUAUGCCACGUGUUCAAGUUCUUCCUGACGAAAGGCAUCCUAAUAUGUCGCCCAAUUAUUAUGACACUCAAGAAUUCGGAACAAGAAAUACCCGAUUCAAUGACAUCGAUUUAUUCGAUUAUCAGAGUAACAACGGAAGUACGCAACGCGGGCUUCGACGAAUGUGA